AUGGAGACACUAAUCUAUCUAGACACGGCUCGAGCCCUCGGUCUCGAAGAGGGCGAUGCCCAUGUUAUUCGCAAUGCAGGCGGGCGAGCGAGCGAUGCACUUCGUAGCAUCGUCAUCUCGCAGCAACUUCUCGGUACUCGGGAGAUUGUUAUCGUGCACCAUACUGAUUGUGGUAUGCUCACUUUCACUGAUGAGGUGAUCCGGGGCAAAAUUCGAUCGGAACUUAAGCAGGAUGCGGAUCAUAUUGCGUUCUUGCCUUUCGGUGAUUUGGAGCAGAGUGUGCUUGAUGAUAUUCGGGUUCUUAAAGAGAGUCCGUUGGUGCUGGAUGUGCCUAUUACUGGGUAUAUUUACGAGGUUGAGUCGGGGAAGAUUGUUAAGGUUGGAAGUAGCUAG
This is a messenger RNA of Penicillium cataractarum, 393 nucleotides long. RefSeq names its product beta-class carbonic anhydrase. The coding region runs from base 1 to 393 and encodes 130 amino acids. NCBI's taxonomy places the organism in Eukaryota, Fungi, Ascomycota, Eurotiomycetes, Eurotiales, Aspergillaceae. Gene Ontology annotation, molecular function: zinc ion binding; carbonate dehydratase activity. The transcript has 2 exons. The record is from RefSeq and is a predicted model, not a curated record.